AUGGGUAUGCCAGUCCAUGCUGAACCCACGGGUGUGCCAAUCUAUGCUGAACCCACGGGUGUGCCAACCUAUGCUGAACCCACGGGUGUGCCAAUCUAUGCUGAACCCACGGGUGUGCCAACCUAUGCUGAACCCACGGGUGUGCCAGCCUAUGCUGAACCCACGGGUGUGCCAGCCUAUGCUGAACCCACGGGUGUGCCAGCCUAUGCUGAACCCACGGGUGUGCCAGUCUAUGCUGAACCCACGGGUGUGCCAGCCUAUGCUGAAACCACGGGUGUGCCAGCCUAUGCUGAACCCACGGGUGUGCCAGCCUAUGCCUGA
Messenger RNA from Paramuricea clavata, 321 nucleotides. NCBI's taxonomy places the organism in Eukaryota, Metazoa, Cnidaria, Anthozoa, Malacalcyonacea, Plexauridae. The record is from the annotation of a GenBank genome assembly.